Molecule: messenger RNA, 2859 nt
Organism: Verruconis gallopava
Lineage: Eukaryota; Fungi; Ascomycota; Dothideomycetes; Venturiales; Sympoventuriaceae
Product: hsp7-like protein
Exons: 4
Coding region: 134-2143 (669 amino acids)
Biological process (GO): protein refolding; cellular response to unfolded protein
Cellular component (GO): mitochondrion; cytoplasm
Molecular function (GO): heat shock protein binding; ATP hydrolysis activity; ATP-dependent protein folding chaperone
Source: RefSeq, a predicted model, not a curated record
UAACGAUCCUAAAUACAAAAUUUCCAAACCUCUCCCAUCUCAUCCUUCUCUCAAUUCAUCCUUUCUUUCAUUGCCAUCAGGACCCCAUUGGCCUGUCUUCAUUAAUACCUUCUGCACAUAAUCACCUUUCACAAUGCUGUCAUCAAGAUUGUCGCGGAGCAUACUGCCCCGAGCUCAGUCAUCUCUUCGCACAUCUGCCGUGAGGGCGCCAUUGGCUGCGCAAUUCAGAAGGGGAUACGCCGAUGAGAAGGUCAAGGGCCAUGUCAUCGGUAUCGAUCUGGGUACUACCAACUCCGCCGUUGCGGUGAUGGAGGGAAAGCAGCCACGCAUAAUAGAAAACGCUGAGGGUACGAGGACGACACCAUCAGUCGUUGCCUUUACCAAGGACGGCGAGCGUCUGGUCGGUAUUGCGGCGAAGCGUCAAGCCGUCGUCAACCCAGAGAACACUCUCUUUGCCACAAAGCGUCUCAUUGGCCGCAAAUUCACUGACGCUGAGGUUCAACGUGACAUCAAGGAGGUUCCAUACAAGAUCGUUCAGCACACGAAUGGUGAUGCGUGGGUAGAGGCUCAAGGACAGAAAUACUCUCCAUCGCAGAUUGGUGGUUUCAUUCUCGGCAAGAUGAGGGAGACUGCUGAGGCAUACCUGGGCAAGAAAGUGGAGAACGCUGUCGUCACCGUGCCGGCCUAUUUCAACGAUGCCCAGCGUCAAGCAACCAAGGACGCGGGUCAGAUUACUGGUCUGAAUGUUCUCCGUGUCAUUAACGAACCUACUGCCGCUGCUCUGGCCUACGGUUUGGAUAAAGAGCAAGACCGUGUCGUCGCUGUCUACGAUCUUGGUGGUGGUACCUUUGAUAUUUCCGUCCUUGAAAUCCAGAAGGGCGUCUUCGAGGUCAAGUCAACGAACGGUGAUACCCACCUUGGUGGUGAAGAUUUCGAUAUUGCCCUCGUCCGACACCUGGUUCAGCAAUUCAAGAAGGAGUCUGGCAUUGAUCUGUCUAACGACCGCAUGGCCAUUCAGCGUAUCCGCGAGGCUGCCGAGAAGGCAAAGAUUGAGCUCUCCUCUUCAGGCCAGACGGAGAUCAACCUGCCUUUCAUUACUGCUGACGCGUCCGGACCAAAGCACAUCAACCAGAAGAUGACCCGAUCCCAGUUAGAGGGCCUUGUCGGUCCUCUUGUUGAGAGAACCAUCGAGCCUGUUCGCAAAGCGCUGAAGGAUGCUGGCCUGCAAGCUAAAGACAUUCAGGAGGUUAUUCUCGUUGGUGGUAUGACCCGUAUGCCCAAGGUUAUCGAAACCGUAAAGAACAUCUUCGGGCGUGAACCUGCCAAGUCCGUCAAUCCAGACGAAGCCGUCGCCAUCGGUGCCGCCAUCCAGGGUGCCGUCCUCGCUGGUGAGGUCAUGGAUGUUCUACUUCUUGACGUUACUCCUCUAUCCCUUGGUAUCGAGACUCUCGGUGGUGUCUUCACCCGUCUCAUCAACCGCAACACAACCAUCCCCACCAAGAAGUCCCAAAUCUUCUCCACGGCUGCUGAUUUCCAGUCUGCUGUCGAAAUCAAGGUUUACCAGGGUGAGCGUGAACUCGUCCGUGACAACAAGCUCCUUGGUAACUUCCAGUUGACUGGCAUCCCGCCUGCGCACCGUGGUGUACCCCAGAUCGAAGUUACCUUCGAUAUUGACGCUGAUUCCAUCGUGCACGUCCACGCUAAGGACAAGGCUACCAACAAGGACCAGUCUAUUACCAUUGCCUCCGGCUCUGGUCUUUCGGAUGCUGAGAUCGAGGCCAUGGUUCAGGACGCUGAGAAGUAUCAGGCUCAGGACAAGGAGCGCAAGGAGGCUAUCGAGGCCGCAAACCGUGCCGACAGCGUGCUCAAUGACACUGAGAAGGCUCUCAAGGAGUACGAGGACCGCCUCGACAAGGCUGAGAGCGAGAAGAUCAAGGAGAAGAUCGCCGGCUUGAGAGAGGUCGUGUCCAAGGCCCAAUCAGGCGAGGGCAGCACUACUGCUGCCGAGCUCAAGGAGAAGACUGAUGAGCUGCAGAACGCCUCGCUUUCACUCUUCGAUGCACUACACAAGGCUCGCGCCGAGCAGAGCAGCCAGUCUAGCGAACAACAGCAGCCUGGCGCUGAGGGCGAGAAGAAGCCAUAAGCGACAAGCACUAGCUUGACUGGUUUUCUUGUGCAGCCAGCUCACUCCUUUGCCCUUUUAUCUAUCUAUUCCGGUAUAAAAGCUUUUCCGCUUUUUCGAUUCUCCGCUACUAUUACCCCGGCUAUUUAGCUUGUACUUUUGAUAGAAUUUGCUGCUUAGUUUGCUCCGUUUGGCGCGAACAACAAUUUUUGGAACGGACGGGGUGUGUUCACAUAUUACAUAGUACCGGCGAGUGGCGUACUACCUACUACUUGGGUGUGGCGGAAACUUCUUUCACGCGGUUUGUGGGCUGGGAAAGGGCAAAGGAACCACCAAAAAUCAUCUUUUCUAUUCUCUUCUUGUUGUAGUAAACUGUGGUUGUGUCACAUUUACUGCUGGCUCUACUUCGUGGGGUUUGCAGAUAUCUCGAUGUGUAUUAUAUACGGCAUAACUCGCAGGAUGUGACGCGAGAUGAAAGAAAUGUAGUCUCCUCUCAAGAAAAUUAGAUCCAUUAUCACAAAUAGUUCUCGUAUAGGGGUAUGGAGUGUUGCAAACGUGGAGACGGAGCUAACAUCUGAAGAAAACUACAAAUGGCUUGCAUACAGCUGCGUCUUCGCGUCUCUCAAAGUAGUUGAAGUGGGGCAGCGAAUUCGAGCUUGAAGUUUUCGUAUAGGCAGCCUCGAUUCAUUGUACGAUGUGCAGUCAUGUGCGAGGUGUAGCACAAGAGAAACAUACAC